Lactuca sativa (garden lettuce) is the source of this 2303-nucleotide messenger RNA. RefSeq names its product Protein kinase superfamily protein. NCBI's taxonomy places the organism in Eukaryota, Viridiplantae, Streptophyta, Magnoliopsida, Asterales, Asteraceae. The record is from RefSeq and is a predicted model, not a curated record. Gene Ontology annotation, biological process: protein phosphorylation. Gene Ontology annotation, molecular function: ATP binding; protein serine/threonine kinase activity.
AUCUCUUUGAUUGUUUCGUUUCUUGACUUUGUAGAAACAAUAACCGAGGGAGGUCCCACCCGCAAUCACCACCAUCACCACCGUCCACCGCCUACCGCCGGGGUCCACCGAAUCAUCAUCAACUCACACUACUUACACACAAAGAUCCGUAUAAUAUACUACCACCACCACCACCUCUUUUUAUAUUAAAAAAAUAAAACUUUUUUUUAUUUGUGGGUUCUUUUUCUUUUUUCCUUUUCUCUCUUAUUUGUAUUCACAUUUGAAUAGGAACACCCAGAAAAAAUCUCGUUUAUGUUCUUGAAUUUCUGUGCGUGUCUCUCUCUAUCUUUCAUCUCCCACCUGGAAAACAUUCUUUCUUGGUGAGAGAAGAAGACGGCAGAGAUGAGUUUUGAUUUGAUUUAAUUAAAUCACCCAGAAAAAAAAAGAUUUUUUUUGGUGUUUUUAGGUCACAGAUUCUCUUGAAGACAUCGAAUUAUAUACCCUUUUGGCUUUGAAGGAAGGUGGCGUUUGACUUUUUCAUUUCAAAAGUCUUUAUCUUUGUGUUGAAUUUACGAUGGCUUGAUUUGAUUCAUCAAGAUCUAUACCUCAAUUGAUCGAAGGGAGCAAAAAUGAACGACGAGGCUAAUUCUUGGAUCAGAAGAACAAAAUUCUCUCACACAGUAUGUCAUCGAUUAGAUUCUGCAAGAUUAGCCUCAUUUCUAUCCGAUGGUCAACCAAUUCGAAUCGCGGGUAUAAAAACCCGACCCCCAAAAACUCUCGAAGACCCAAAACCCGCCGAAAUCCAAGCAAAUCCGGUCACAAACAAGUACAGAACCGUAACUCCGCCACCCAAAACCACCGUCCCCGACACCUUCAAAGAAGCAAGGUCAAACACAAAAAGAUUCUCAACCCCACAUCCACAAAGGGUAGAAACGGAAAAAGGGUUUAAAGAAAAGAAGAUGUUUCACAGAAACAUGACUGCUGUUAACGUUAGGGCUCAUGAGAAUCUUUCUAGUCCUCUUAAACAUUUCAAUUCGAUGAAGAUUCAAGAUAAAAAGAAGAUGAAAAGGGAUUAUUCUUGGUCAAAGCUAUUUGACCAUGGUGGAGGGAAGGUUACUUCUGUCGAAACAAUUGAUGAUGUUAUGGUUGACCUUUCAAAGCUUUUUCUUGGCCAUAGAUUUGCUCAUGGUGCAAAUAGUCAACUUUACCAUGGAAUUUAUAAAGAUGAAGCUGUUGCUGUUAAGAUUAUUCGGCUUCCUGAUGAUGACGAAAAUGAAGAACUUGGAGUUAGACUUGAGAACCAAUUUAUCCGAGAAGUUAAUCUUUUGUCACGACUCCACCAUCAAAAUGUCAUUAAGUUUGUAGCGGCAUGUAGACAACCACCGGUUUUCUGUAUCAUAACCGAGUAUCUUUCAGAAGGUUCAUUAAGGGCAUACCUACAUAAACUCGAGGACAAUACCGGAAAAGAAAAAGAGUAUCUUCCGUUACAAAAGCUUAUUAAAAUGUCUUUAGACAUUGCACGUGGAAUGGAGUAUAUUCAUUCACAAGGCGUGAUUCAUAGGGAUCUUAAACCUGAGAAUAUAUUAAUAAAUCAAGAUUUCAAUUUGAAAAUUGCGGAUUUUGGGAUCGGUUGUGAAGAAGCGUAUUGUGAUUUUUUGGCGGAUGAUCCGGGGACGUAUAGGUGGAUGGCACCCGAAAUGAUUAAAAGAAAGGCGUAUGGGAGGAAGGUUGAUGUGUAUGGAUUUGGGCUUAUUUUGUGGGAGAUGGUGGCUGGAACUAUACCUUAUAAAGAUAUGACUCCUAUCCAAGCUGCAUUUGCAGUUGUUCAUAAGAAUCUCCGGCCAUCUAUUCCGGUGGACUGUGCUCCGGCAAUGAAAGCAUUAAUAGAGCAAUGUUGGUCUACACAACCCGAAAAAAGGCCAGAGUUUUGGCAAGUGGUGAAGGUGUUAGAAGAGUUUGAAUCUUUAAUAGCACGUGAUGGAAACUUGAAACUUUUACAACAUCCAACAUGUUUAGAUAAUAAAAAGGGACUUCGCCAUUGGAUUCAGAAGCUUGGGCCUCAUCAUCAACCUCAACAUAACUCUCCCAUGCCUAAACCGAGGUUUUCAUGAAAACUUUGUGAGUUUAUAUUUUUAUCUGGAGAUGUUUUUGGUUGACCGGGUAAUGAUGUAAUUAAAGAAAGUGUUUGUUUUUGAAUUAUGUUUGGAUUUUGUUUAUGUGAAUGGUUAGGGUUUUAUCGAUACAUUGUUGUUAAAGAUUGGUUUCAGACACAUAUCGGUCAUGUUUUGAUGGUGAAUAUGAUUUCGAAUUUUGUGUUUGAAGAA